GACUCGGCGGCUUCCGUAGGUGUGAGUGUGGCUGCAGUGACGCAGAAGCGCUGAACGGGCAGAACAUUUCUACUGUCAAGAUGGCGACAUCCGAGCCGAAAGCACCUGAAACUGAAGAACAACAGCCAGCUGAAAAAACUGAAAACCAAGUUGUUGUGAAUUCUGAGAACUAUAUCAAGCACCCUUUGCAAAACAGAUGGGCUCUGUGGUAUUUCAAGAACGACAAGAGCAAAAGCUGGACAGAGAACCUGCGUCUCAUUUCCAAGUUUGACACAGUGGAAGACUUUUGGGCAUUAUACAACCACAUACAGCAACCUAGCAAACUUGGCUAUGGCUGUGAUUAUUGUUUAUUUAAGGAUGGGAUCAAGCCGAUGUGGGAAGACGAUAGGAACAAGCUCGGGGGUCGAUGGCUGAUGACCCUCAACAAGCAACAGAGACACAAUGAUCUUGACCGCUACUGGAUGGAGACGCUCUUGUGUUUAGUCGGUGAGUCGUUUGAUGAGGCAAGUGAAGAUGUGUGUGGAGCUGUGGUCAACGUCCGACCUAAAGGUGACAAAAUAGCAAUCUGGACGAGCAACUGCCAAAACAGGGACGCCAUCAUGACGAUAGGGCAAAAUUAUAAAGAGCGUCUGAGCAUCCCCACCAAGGCCAUUAUCGGCUACCAGUCACAUGACGACACAUCCAGCAAGAGUGGAUCCACCACCAAGAACAUGUAUUCCGUUUGAAAAACUCCUCCACCCCGGUUUCAACUUGCUGUAGAUUUAAACAAUUACCAAACCGCAUCAUCACAAUAAUAAUUUGAGUUGUCAACUACUGUAGUGUCUUUUCCUUUUUAUUGAAAAGAGAUUUGUUCAUAGUGUGUACAGUUGGCGCUUCCCCCAGCAUAAUGAAUAGGGAGGAGGCCAGAAAGGAGUAUUUGGCUCUAAAUGUCACGUGAGCUAGAGAACGCGCAUUAUUUCCUUUUUAGAGUUGAAGAGUUCUGUGAUUAAUACCAGUGACAUCCCCUAGCUUAGCUAAAGCUUUUUUUCAGUACCUAAUGGCUUUGAGUUGCAAAAAAACUUAACUUUACAGCCUUGUCUUUCUUAUUCUGACUUAUAACCCUCCUGACAAAUGCUGUUUGUCACCUUGCAGGUAAACUUAUCAUGGGCAAUUAACCUUUUCACAGAACAAAUUUUAAGGGCAGUUUUAUCUUGAGUUUUCCAGAAGUGUUAAGCAUGAGUUGGGCUUUUAGGCACCCCAGCUUGAGAAAUCUACAGUAUCUUAAAGUUUUGUAAAAGCAGCGUUCUCACUCCAAAUUAGGGGUUACAUUUAAGGCCGCUUAUUGUUUCAGCCAUGCCGGAAUUAUGAAAAUAUAGCUUGUAGUAGUUUUUUUUUUUUCUCUUUUUUUCUUCCCCUUACAUUUAUUUAUAAUGUAUGCAUUGAGAUACUUAGUUGAAAAACGACCAUAAAACUUGUGUUUUUUCAAAUUGUUUUUUUUCUCUUUUUGUUACUACGGUCAAUAAUGUGUUCUACUGCAUAUAGAUGACAUUUUUUUACAGUGUACCAUAAAGAUGCUGACAGAA
Eleginops maclovinus (Patagonian blennie) is the source of this 1562-nucleotide messenger RNA. RefSeq names its product eukaryotic translation initiation factor 4E family member 1c (gene eif4e1c). Bases 81 to 725 code for a protein of 214 amino acids. The record is from RefSeq and is a predicted model, not a curated record. Gene Ontology annotation, biological process: translational initiation. NCBI's taxonomy places the organism in Eukaryota, Metazoa, Chordata, Actinopteri, Perciformes, Eleginopidae. Gene Ontology annotation, molecular function: RNA 7-methylguanosine cap binding; translation initiation factor activity. The transcript is spliced from 7 exons. Gene Ontology annotation, cellular component: eukaryotic translation initiation factor 4F complex; cytoplasm.